This is a messenger RNA of Ipomoea triloba (trilobed morning glory), 840 nucleotides long. RefSeq lists its product as uncharacterized. Gene Ontology annotation, molecular function: catalytic activity. The coding region runs from base 1 to 840 and encodes 279 amino acids. The transcript has a single exon. The record is from RefSeq and is a predicted model, not a curated record. Lineage: Eukaryota; Viridiplantae; Streptophyta; Magnoliopsida; Solanales; Convolvulaceae.
AUGAUUUGUUUAUCCUGGAAUUGUCAAGGGGCGGCAUCAACAGCUUUUCGCCGUACCCUUAAACAACUAUGUAGAGAUCAUUCUCCGGAUAUUGUGUGUUUGUUUGAACCGAAAGUGUUAGGAGCCCACGCUAAUAGCAUAUGCAUUAGCUUUGGCUUUGAAAAUUGGGUCCGAGUGGAGGUUGUUGGCUUCUCCGGAGGCAUAUGGAUCUUCUGGAAGCCAUCAGUAAGUUUGGAGAUCUUAAGGACUCACCCUCAAUUCAUUUCUUUGCAGGUAUAUGAGCAGCAUUCACCGCCAUGGACGUUAUCAAUGGUGUAUGGGAGCCCCAAUAGGCUCCUCCGCAAAAAAUUAUUUUCUGAUCUAACUGCAAAUAGCCCCGGAACACAGCCGAGCUGGUUAGUAUGUGGAGAUUUCAAUUCAGUGAUUAGCAGGGAGGAAGUUAACAAUCCAGACUGUUUUAAUAACGCAAGAUGUGCAGACUUCAAGGAAUGGAUUUUUCAGGAAGGGCUGGUGGACCUAGGUUUUGAGGGAACUAAGUUCACAUGGAUGAGAGGUAUAAACUCCGAUUCCUUCAGAGCAGCAAGACUUGAUAGAGCAUUAAGCAGUGUGGAAUGGAGACUCAACUUCCCAAAUGCUAUCGUGAAUCACUUACCAAUGAUAAAUUCUGACCAUUCGCCACUUCUCAUCUCCUGCAUCCCAAGGCACGAGUUUAAUGGAGAGAGGAAGUUCAAAUUCAAUAUGGCAUGGACCACCCAUGUCGAUUUCCAAAGGUGUGUGAAAGAAGCAUGGGUAACUGAUAUGGAACUAAAGGCAAACAUUAGACCCUCUAUCAAUGUGUGA